Messenger RNA from Penicillium canescens, 1146 nucleotides. RefSeq names its product putative 3-ketoacyl-CoA ketothiolase (Kat1) (gene kat1). The record is from RefSeq and is a predicted model, not a curated record. NCBI's taxonomy places the organism in Eukaryota, Fungi, Ascomycota, Eurotiomycetes, Eurotiales, Aspergillaceae. Gene Ontology annotation, biological process: phenylacetate catabolic process; fatty acid beta-oxidation. Bases 1 to 1146 code for a protein of 381 amino acids. The transcript is spliced from 5 exons. Gene Ontology annotation, cellular component: peroxisome. Gene Ontology annotation, molecular function: acetyl-CoA C-acyltransferase activity.
AUGGCCGCAGACCGUCUUAGCUCGCUCCUGAGCCACCUUAAGCCCGGCUCCGCCAGCGGCCUCAACGCUAUCACCCAAAAGAAUCCCGACGAUGUCGUUAUCACACUUGCUCUCCGCACACCCCUCACCAAGGCACGCAAGGGCGGGUUCAAGGACACAGAGCUUGAUUUCAUCAUCUACGCUCUCCUCAAGGAAACCCUGGCCAAGUCCCAGAUCGACCCUGCCCUGAUCGAAGAUGUCUGCCUCGGUAAUGUCAGCGAAGCCAAGGCCGCCUACAUGGUCCGCGCCGCUGCCCUAGCAGCUGGAAUCCCCCACACAGCCGGCGCCUCCUCAGUAAACCGCUUCUGCUCGUCAGGUUUGAAAGCCGUCCAGGACAUCGCAAAUCAGAUCCAGCUCGGCGCCAUCGACAUCGGAGUCGCCAUGGGCGCCGAGUUGAUGUCCGCUGCCGGCGAUCGCCUCGAGAAGCCAUUCAGCGAGGAGGUCCUGCGUAACCAGGAAGCCGCCGACUGCAUGCAACCCAUGGGUCAGACGUCCGAGAACGUCGGCAAGGACUUUGAUAUCCCGCGCGAGCAGCAGGACCGGUAUGCAGCGGAGUCGUUCCGUCGUGCUGAGGCUGCGCAGAAGGCUGGCUGGUUCGAUGAUGAGAUUGCUCCCAUCACUGUUAAGGUGAAGGAUCCUAAGACUGGGGAAGUUAAGGAGGUUACUCUUACUCGGGAUGAUGGUAUUCGUCCAGGGACUACUUUCGAGUCCUUGUCUAAGAUUCGUCCUGCGUUCCCGCAGUUUGGUGAUAAGUCUACGGGUGGAAACUCUAGUCAGGUUACUGAUGGUGCUGCCUCUGUUCUCUUGAUGCGUCGCUCAAAGGCCAUUGAGCUGAACCAGCCUAUCCUCGCCAAGUUCUGCGGUGCUACCGUCGCCGGUGUGCCGCCUCGCGUUAUGGGUAUCGGCCCAACUGCCGCCAUUCCCAAGCUGCUGAGCAAGUUCCAGCUUGACAAGAAUGACAUUGACAUCUAUGAGAUCAACGAGGCUUUCGCUUCUAUGGCUGUCUACUGUGUCAAGACCCUUGGUCUUGACCAUGCCAAGGUCAACCCCCGUGGCGAAAAGGUCAUAAAUCAUCAUGAAAAGAGUAAAUAUCCCAAAAACAAGUGA